This is a messenger RNA of Musa acuminata subsp. malaccensis (wild Malaysian banana), 3816 nucleotides long. RefSeq lists its product as uncharacterized. NCBI's taxonomy places the organism in Eukaryota, Viridiplantae, Streptophyta, Magnoliopsida, Zingiberales, Musaceae. The record is from RefSeq and is a predicted model, not a curated record. Gene Ontology annotation, molecular function: phosphatidylinositol binding.
GAAUCGGACACGACAGAAGGGCGGAGGAGCUCAUUAUUACCCUUCACGUCACUCUCCUCCCCUCCCUGCCCCCGGAAAAGACGGCCGCGGCAGCGGCGAGGAAGAGACGACCAGUCCCGCCCCGGCCUCUUCCCGCUCCCUCCUCGGACGUCUUUCUCUAGGGCUCCGAUAAACCCCCAAUCUUCUUGGGCUCUGCCUUCGCAUCCAUCGAUCGGUCGAUCGUCUCGGGUUUCGCUCUUCUUUCGUAGCGGGCCGGGGUAUCCCGUGAGCUACCGGAACCAUGAGGCCGAUGGAGAGGGUGCAAGAUCUGAUCGAGGAGGCCAAGGUUCGGACGGUUUUCUGGGCCAUCUGCGUCUUCGCCAUCUCCUAUUUCUUGUCCCACACAAGCAAAUCAAUGUGGACAAAUGUCCCCAUAUCAUUUCUCAUACUUGUGGCCUUCCGUUUCUUCUCUUAUGAGGUGGAGCUCCAUUGGAGGAUGCGCCCGGUUCCUAAGCAAACAUAUUUGUCCCAUUUAAUAAAGAAACAGUUACGUCUUGAAGAUUCACGUCUUUCUACAGCACUGCCAACCUCAAGAUGGAAGAGGAAAAUUGAAUCACCUCUUGUUGAGGCUGCCAUCAAGGAAUUUAUUAACAAAAUUUUGCAGGACUUUGUCUUAGAUCUCUGGUAUUCAUCUAUUACUCCUGACAAAGAGGCUCCAGAACUAAUACGCUCUAUAAUACUUGAUGUACUUGGUGAAAUAUCAGGAAGAGUUAAAGGGAUCAACCUUGUUGACUUACUAACAAGGGAUCUUCUUGACUUGAUAGGAAAUCAGCUUGAUCUUUACAGGAAAAAUCAGUCUGAGAUAGGCAUGAAUGUCAUGAAAACCUUAUCCUCAGAGGAAAGGGAUGAAAGAUUGAAACAUCAUUUAAUGGCUUCCAAGGAACUUCACCCUGCUUUAUUUUCUCCAGAGAGUGAAUACAAGGUACUUCAACGUAUUGUCGGAGGAGUUUUAGCCAUAACCUUGAAACCACGAGAGGCGCAAUGCCCAUUAGUUCGUUGUUUCAGUCGAGAGCUCCUGACCUGCUUGGUUGUGCAACCUGUUAUGAAAUUUGCGAGCCCUGAGUAUAUUAAUGAGUUAAUUGAAUAUGUGUUUCUCGAUAAUAAAGACAACAGCAACAUGGAGGUCAAAUCUGAUAGUUCACAAUCACAUACAUAUGCUGGACAAAAUACUCAAAGUGGUCAAUGGGAGUCAAGAAAAACAUCUUCGAAUCUCUCUUCUCAAUUGGGAUUAGUUCAAAGUGGCGGCGAAAAGUCAACAGAUGGUUCUGGACAUGGCCACCCAAAUGCAUUACAGAAAGAUUCUGUGCCGCCCAGGCCAGCUGAUUGGGCCAUGAUACUGGAGGCCACCACAAAAAGGAGAUCUGAAGUUCUUGCUCCCGAGAAUUUGGAGAACAUGUGGACUAAAGGCAGAAAUUACCAAAAGAAGACUGCCAAUCUAAUGAAAGCGGGGACAAUACUUGGAUCUGUGAAUGCUAGUUCAGGAUACACUAAUACUACUGUCCGAGCUGUCAGUGCAGGAAAAGAGUUAGUGACCAAUGCGAAUAAAAGGAUAAAGGGUAUAGAUGAGAACUAUAUGGUUCACUUAAUGCAUGGAAUAGUAAACAAUGAGCAUCAUGUUUCCUAUGAUCUAGAGAAGGAGCAAUAUAUGGAGAUGGGCCAUGUUUCUGGAAAUGAAAGAAAUGCUGGCAAACCAGAUAGGAGUAAUAACUUACAACUAAAACGAUCUAGCAGCACUCCUGAUAUGGAUGCAACAUUUAUGACCAAAAGUGAUGAAGGUGCUAGUUCCAAGGAGAGUCGUCACCUAGACAUUGUCAAGCAUAAGGAAGAGCAAAGUUCUGAUGUGGUUUUCUAUGGUGAAAGAUCCUUGCAUCUUCCUAAGAUCAAAUGCCGGGUUGUUGGAGCAUAUUUUGAGAAGGUUGGAUCAAAAUCAUUUGCAGUUUAUUCAAUUGCUGUGACAGAUGCAGAGAACAAGACCUGGUUUGUGAAAAGAAGAUAUCGGAAUUUCGAGCGGCUGCACCGGCAUCUCAAGGAUAUACCUAAUUAUUCCUUGCAUUUGCCCCCAAAGAGGUUUCUUUCAUCCAGCAUUGAUGAUUAUUUUGUGCACCAGCGUUGUAUUCUUCUUGACAAAUAUUUGCAAGAUCUUUUAUCAAUUGCUAAUGUUGCAGAGCAACUUGAAGUAUGGGACUUCUUAAGUGUUUCUUCAAAGAAUUACUCUUAUGGGAAAUCUCCAUCAGUGAUGAAAACGUUUGCAGUUAAUGUAGAUGAUGCUAUGGAUGAUAUAGUUCGUCAGUUUAAAGGGGUCUCUGAUGGUCUCAUGCGGAAAGUUGUUGGCACUUCACCAUCUUAUGUAACUUCUCUUCCAGUAGCUGACAAGGAUCUGUCAUUGUCCUGGAAUCAAGAGGAGAUAAGUAAACAAAUCCCUAGAUUUAGUAGUAUGGAGACAUCACAUAGCUUUUCUGAGGAUGAAGAACACGAUGACGACCAAUCAACUUCUGUAAAUAAUGGAUGGCACUCAGACAAUGAGUUGAACUCCAAAAGCUUUCCUCCUCGUGUUGUGAAGCACAUCAAAGAAUAUACAGGUUUGGAAUCUCAGCAGAGCCAAGAAUCAGAUAAAUUUGACAGGAUUGGCUCAGAUGCCUCAAAAAAUUCUGUAGCAUCUGUUUGUUUUGAAGAUCCAGUUGGAAUGCCACCUGAGUGGACACCACCAAAUGUGAGUGUACCAAUGUUGAAUCUGGUUGAUAAGCUAUUUCAACUAAACAGGAGGGGCUGGCUAAGAAGACAAGUAUAUUGGAUUUCAAAACAGAUAUUGCAGUUGAUAAUGGAAGAUGCCAUUGAUGAUUGGAUUUUAAGGCAAAUCCAUUGGCUAAGGAGGGAUGAUGUUGUUGCUCAAGGAAUUCGAUGGGUUCAAGAUGUUCUCUGGCCUAAUGGCACAUUCAUCAUUAAGUUGGGGAGCAGUCAAGGUGAGCUGGAUGGCUUUAGCAUUGAUCAAAAGUCAUCUCAGGGUAGGACGUACAAUGAUAAGGUUACUAGGCCAAACUCUUUUGAGGCCCAGCUUGAAGCAGCUCGUAGAGCAGAUGAUGUUAAGAAAUUGCUACUUGGUGGAGCUCCAACAGCAUUAGUCAGCUUAAUUGGCCCAAGCCAAUAUCGACGCAGUGCUAGGGAUAUUUACUAUUUUCUUCAGUCCACCAUAUGUAUUAAGCAGCUCGCAUUUAGUGUGCUGGAAAUGGUGCUUGUUUCGGUCUUCCCAGAAUUACGAGAUCUAGUGCUCGAUAUUCAUGAAAAGUCACGUAAGCAGUCUUAGAGAAUGAAUAAGCUGAGUUAACGCUAGGCUGUGUUACCGAGUGGCAUUUUCCAUACUGUCACCUGCUUGCCACAAGAUCUCAACAUGCUGUUUCCUCCAAUAUCUUCCUUUAGCUGCAGCCUAGUUAAAAAGUAGCAUUGUGCCUUCUUAUACUAUCGGUUGACCCUUUUUUGAUAUGUCAACGUUCAGUUCAGUUCAGUUUGACUAAAGAAUCUCGAUUCAGGAGGUGGUCUUGUAUAUCAGUAUCAAAUCUGCACAGCCUGUAUAUUGGAAUUCUGUACAUUUUAUAAUAUCAAUACAACAAAGAAUUGAUCAUAGAAGUUACUUGUAUAGGGUAGGAUACCUGUUGCUCCAGGUGUGAAAUUGUGGAGACCGAGUGUAAAUUUAUUCUUUUAACUGUGGUCAGUUCUUUGAACCUCUAUCAAGAACAUAUUUACAAACAUUGAGUUGGUGGAAUUAAACUCUUUUUUUGGCUU